Messenger RNA from Drosophila eugracilis, 929 nucleotides. Its product is annotated as tRNA (guanine-N(7)-)-methyltransferase. Gene Ontology annotation, biological process: tRNA methylation; RNA (guanine-N7)-methylation. Gene Ontology annotation, cellular component: tRNA methyltransferase complex. Bases 83 to 853 code for a protein of 256 amino acids. Gene Ontology annotation, molecular function: tRNA (guanine(46)-N7)-methyltransferase activity. The transcript is spliced from 4 exons. The record is from RefSeq and is a predicted model, not a curated record. NCBI's taxonomy places the organism in Eukaryota, Metazoa, Arthropoda, Insecta, Diptera, Drosophilidae.
UAUACGUGUUAAUGGCAGACACAACGUGCUGUUUUCAUGCUCUCAGUGUGCUCCCAUCAAUCGACUCUACUGUUCUCCAAUUAUGGUGGCCACCGGUGGACGUGAUCAGGAAAAGAAUCAGGAGCUGGAUGUGCUGAACCCCACGUCCGCUGUAACUGGACUGCCUCAGAAACGGUACUAUCGCCAGAGAGCACAUUCAAAUCCCAUUGCAGACCACAGUUUUGACUAUCCUGCUCGCCCGGAGGAUAUGGAUUGGCGCUCAUUGUACCCAAACAUCCAACCGGGUGACCAGGUGAGCUUUGCCGACAUUGGAUGUGGAUAUGGUGGGUUUCUAAUUACCUUGGGUGAGAUGUUCCCCGAGACGUUCUCCAUCGGCAUGGAAAUAAGAGUUAAAGUGUCGGAUUACGUCGUGGACCGAAUUGCGGCGCUGCGCCAAAAGAGCUUGUCCACCGGUGAAUGUGCUUAUCAGAACGUUGCUUGCUUGCGUACCAACGCCAUGAAGUAUCUGCCCAAUUACUUUACAAAGGGACAGCUGGAGAAGAUGUUCUUUCUCUACCCGGACCCGCAUUUUAAACGCGCCAAGCACAAGUGGCGAAUUAUCAACCAGGCCCUUCUCUCCGAGUAUGCCUACGUCCUUAGAAGAGGGGGCCUAGUGUAUACUAUGACAGAUGUAGAGGACCUACACAAGUGGAUUGUGGCUCAUAUGGAGGAGCAUCCGCUUUACGAGCGUCUCACCGAAGAAGAGUCGAAGUCCGAUCCCAUUACUCCGAAGCUUUACCAAAGCAGCGAGGAGGGCGCCAAGGUGGUGCGUAACAAUGGUGAUCACUUCCUCGCCAUAUUCAGACGCCUUUAGAACCAAGUAUAUAUUCUCUAUAUAUGUAGACAUUAAUUUAAGAUUGCCGUAAAUUAAAGAUCGGUUGUUAAGACCA